Exophiala aquamarina CBS 119918 is the source of this 930-nucleotide messenger RNA. RefSeq lists its product as uncharacterized. NCBI's taxonomy places the organism in Eukaryota, Fungi, Ascomycota, Eurotiomycetes, Chaetothyriales, Herpotrichiellaceae. The coding region runs from base 1 to 930 and encodes 309 amino acids. The transcript is spliced from 2 exons. The record is from RefSeq and is a predicted model, not a curated record.
AUGGAUGCCGCAGACGCAUUGACAUCGGCGCAACCGUUCGCGCAUCUCACACCUCGUAUACAACAUAUCUCUCAGAGCACGAUCAGGAAGAAGUGGAAGCCGCUGCCUCAAUCCUCGCAGGAUAGAGUUCGUGCAAUCCUGUUGUCCCUGAAAACGAAACGUGCCACAUCAGGCAGAAUACCAACCGUAGGCGCAAAAGGGAAGCCGAGGACGAAGAAGACGAAGAGCGAAGUCAGGGACCAGGACUAUGAACGCGCGGUGGAGGAAGUGACUCACAAGCUCCUGUCGCGCCUACCCCGAAUGCCUUUCCCUUCUAGGGCGUCUUCUACAUCAACGUCAUCAGCAACAGACGACCAGUUUUCCUUCGAAGCAACGUUGAACCGUAUCUCAUCCUUACAGGCCACACUCACCAUGCACCAGAGGUCGAGCCACCUGCUACGUAACCAGAUUAAACGUGAGCAGCGGGCUUUGAAACAUGACAAAGCGGAGCUCACAAGGCUUGAGGACGCCCUGAGGAGCAGUUGUGCGUUAAGAACAAAACAGGAGCGCGGUCUACAUCCUCUAGCGAGGCUCAUUGACCAACACGAGGACGAGGGUGACAACAGUGAUAGUCACGCAAGCCCCGACAACCACAUGACCGAAAGGGAGACCAAUGACGAGAUCAAUCGCAUUGCCGGUAUUCCCGCUCACUCUAUGCAGAGAGAUCCAACAGAGGGCCCCAUUUCUCUAGACCCGGGUCCAGAUUCACAUCCCGACCUCAAGUCCUUGCUCCAACAACUCCAGAACCACCUACAUAGCAUGGAGAACAAUACAGCAAGCAUUCGGCCUGUCCUGGCCGCCAUGACAGAGGCGCAAGUUGCGUUGGAUCACUUCGCCGCAGCGAGAUUUGACGAGCAGACUAUACGGAGGCUCCACGGCCUCGAUCCUUGA